This is a messenger RNA of Strongylocentrotus purpuratus (purple sea urchin), 2373 nucleotides long. It is a transcript of the gene nsf, whose product is annotated as N-ethylmaleimide-sensitive factor. Gene Ontology annotation, cellular component: Golgi stack. Gene Ontology annotation, molecular function: ATP binding; ATP hydrolysis activity. Gene Ontology annotation, biological process: intra-Golgi vesicle-mediated transport; SNARE complex disassembly; Golgi to plasma membrane protein transport. The record is from RefSeq and is marked provisional. Lineage: Eukaryota; Metazoa; Echinodermata; Echinoidea; Camarodonta; Strongylocentrotidae.
AGAUGAAUGUGUAAAAAACUCGACCCGAGAGUUGACCGAAGAGGUUAAAAUCCAGGUCGCAUCAGAUCUGCCACCGCUCGACCAAUCAUGAGCCACACAAGGGAGAUGAAAGCAGUCCGCUGUCCAACGGACCAGCUUUCCCUGACCAACAGAGCAGUGGUAUCUGACAAAGAUGCUUUCGCACGGAUUGAUUAUGUUCAGGUCCAAGCAGUUCCGGGGCCAAGCUAUGUCUUUGCUACAGUAGCACAUCCAGAUUUAAAGAGUGGAGAAAUGGGUUUCAGUCUUCCCCAGAGAAAAUGGGCCAGAAUAUCAAUAGACCAACCUAUCCAAGCUGCCCCAUACAGAUUUGAUCCCAGCUGUCAGUACCUGAGUUCUAUCACAGUGGAAGUUGACUUCUUGCAAAAGAAAAACACCACAAAUGAUGCUUUUGACUCGGACAAGAUGGCCAAAGAUUUCUUAGAGUCAUUUGACCGUGUGGCGUUCUCAGUGGAGCAGCAGCUGGUCUGCUCAUUCUAUAACAAGAAGCUGAUGGGACUAGUGGUCAAAUCUGUGGAAAUUCUUGAUCCAGCAAUCCUAAAGGGAGGGAAGCCUUCAGCUAAAAGAAAUAGGGACGUAAGGAUUGGUGUCCUGACCCAGAACACACAGGUCACAUUUGAGAAGGCAGAAGGAUCUGCGCUCAACCUCACUGGCAGAUCAAAGGGUCAAUCAGGGAAUCAAUCAAUCAUCAACCCUGACUGGGAUUUCAAGAAGAUGGGCAUUGGUGGUUUAGAUAAGGAAUUUUCAGAUAUCUUCAGGAGAGCAUUUGCUUCCAGAGUAUUUCCACAAGAGUUUGUGGAACAAAUAGGUGCUCAGCACGUGAAAGGUAUAUUACUCUUUGGACCACCAGGUACCGGUAAGACUCUGAUGGCGAGAACUAUUGGUAAGAUGUUGAACUCAAGGGAACCUCAGAUCAUCAACGGACCUGAGAUCCUGAACAAGUUUGUAGGAGAGUCGGAGGCCAACAUCAGAAAGCUCUUUGCAGCUGCAGAAGAUGAACAGAAGAAAAUGGGGAAUAACAGUGGUCUACACAUAAUCAUCUUUGAUGAAAUUGAUGCCAUAUGUAAGCAGAGAGGAUCAAUGUCUGGAAGCACCGGUGUACAUGAUACUGUAGUCAACCAACUCCUCUCCAAGAUCGAUGGUGUAGAACAACUCAAUAAUGUUCUUCUCAUUGGUAUGACAAACAGGAAAGAUCUGAUAGAUGACGCCUUACUUAGGCCUGGAAGACUGGAGGUGCAAAUGGAGAUUGGCUUGCCAGACGAGGCAGGGCGGCUCCAAAUCAUAGAGAUCUAUCUUGCCAAGAUGAAAGAAAAUGGCAAGCUGAGUAAAGAUGUGGACCCUAUGGAGCUUUCUACGCUGACUAAGAAUUACAGCGGUGCUGAGAUUGCAGGGUUGGUGAGGGCGGCCCAGUCCAUGGCUAUGAACAGCCUCAUUACAGCAUCUUCUAAAGUUGAGGUGGAUUAUGAGAAGGUCGAGAAGAUGCAGGUUUCCAGAGAGCACUUCAUGCAUGCCAUGGAUACAGACAUCAAACCAGCUUUUGGUGUAAGCAGUGAGAACUUUGACAAGUUCAUCUUGAACGGCAUCAUAGACUGGGGAGAACCGGUUCAGAGGGUGUUGGCGGAUGGAGAGUUGGUGGUCAAGCAGACCAAGGCCAGUGACCGGGUACCACUGGCCAGUAUGCUCAUGGGAGGACGAAGCGGUAGUGGAAAGACAGCUUUAGCAGCCAAGCUUGCGUUGGAGUCUGGCUUCCCCUUCAUCAAAAUCUGCUCAGCUGAAGACAUGGUUGGAUUUUCAGAAUCAGCUAAAUGUCAAGCCAUUAAGAAAAUCUUUGAAGAUGCAUACAAGUCUCAGGUCAGCUGUGUGGUGGUCGAUGACAUCGAGAGACUGCUGGAUUAUGUUCCCAUUGGUCCUCGCUUCUCAAAUUUAGUACUACAAGCUCUCCUUGUACUUCUGAAGAAAGCCCCACCUAAGGGGCGCAAACUGCUUAUCAUCGGAACCACCAGCGCCCAUGACGUCCUUGAAGAGAUGAAGAUGACGGAUAUCUUUAAUACCUACGUCAGAGUAAACAGUCUAUCAACAAGUGAACACAUCGUCAAAGUACUGGAGGAGCUGAAAAUCUUUACCCCCGAGGAGAGGGAGCGAAUCAGGACCAAGACCCAGGGCAAGUCCCUCCUGAUCGGAAUCAAGAAGCUCUUGGUCCUGUUGGAGAUGGUGAGACAGACAGAGCCGUCUUACAGAGUACCGAAGUUCCUUUCGCUGAUGGAGGAGGAAGGGGGGUUGGAGUUGUCAUAAAGAAUCAUUCCAGUAGAAAAUUCUUUCAUGUCAACAUUUGCAGUC